UUGACGGGUAUAUAAGCCAACCAGAACUAAAAGCCAACCAACAAGUCCUAAAUUGAUUUAGUCCUAAUCUGACAUCAACACCAACUACAACAACAUGUCUUCCCUACAAAUGUUCGUUCUUUUGGUUGUCAUCGUCGCCGUGGCCAAUCCCCAGAGUUAUGACGCUCCUUACGAAGCUGCACCAUCAUCCGGCUACGCUGCUCCCGCGUUCAAAGGUGCGGGAUACGCCGACGGCCGUGCCAAGAUCCAAGUCUACCGUGGGCCCAGCAAAGGUUCCGAAAAAGACAAGGGAGGAUUACUUGAAGUGAAUGUGCGAUCGGCUCGACCAUUCGCUCUAAUCUGACUUGACGUUGUGUCAUUCAUUUUGUUACUGCUGUUAGCCUACUUGUUACUUUUGUUUCUCUUUUUUUCAUGCAUAAACAAAUUAUUCCUCUUGUGAUUUAUUGAUUCACCAUAAUUAUGGAAUAAUUCGUGGCGGAGUAAUUCCUCUUCUACAAGUUCAUGGCCCUACACUAGAAAAGUUAUGUUUACCGAUGGUAAUAACGAGUGAAGAAGUCUAUCUCAUCAUCGAGUGCUGCCCGAAUAUUCGCCGUGUGAUAAUUGUUUUAGAAAGUACCGAUGCUGCAACUCCCGACCCGGUGAUAGAUGUCGUCCACUCUUCUCUUUAUUCCCCAAAGACUUUCAGUGUUUUCUCUUACCAUUAUCUUCAUCAUGCCUCAGCCAAAAUGGUACCACAAAUCUCUAUCAGAAUUGUGUAUGGACAGUAUCGUCGAUAACAUGGAGAAAUGGACGGCAUCGCGUAGUUUGGUGCACGUUUCCACCCCCUUUUAUCUUCUUCCUUCACAUUGUCUGGAGUACAUUAUUCAAUGUCUCAAUGAAGGCAGAAGGCUAAAAGAAGAGAUGUUUGAUUUACUUAUCAACCCACAUUCGAAAGUUCUUGAUUUAUCAAAAAAUGCAUUUGUGUCAACUGAAAAUGAUGAUGAUAUCGAAACAAUUAAUCUUCGGAUCGUGUGGUUAGCAUCGGUCAGAUGUUCGCAACUUACUACAUUGAAGUUUUUUGGUUUCAAUAAAUUGCCAUCCCCAACUCAAGUAGAAGAAACUUUUACUCCCAUAUUGCAGCUGUUUGAACACCUGCAAAUCCUUGAUUUAUCUAACACGAUUUAUGGUGCAAGUUGCAUGCUCUAUCUUGGAUCAACUUGUAAACCAAAAAUAAGGGAGUUGCUAGUUGAUUUCUGCCCUGGUGUGACUGAUUUAGUAAUGCAAGUUUUCUGCAACGGUCAAAGUUCCCUUCACAAAUUAUCAGUUCUUGGCACAGAAGUGACUCAUGCCGGAAUUAGAUUUGCUAUCGAACAUUUACCAGUGCUGAAAGAAUUAACUUCUUCGACUGAUAUCCUAGAAGUUUUUUUUAGAAUCUGUAAAGAAACCAGAGAAUCAAAAAAAUGUUCGUUGACCAAGUUCUCUAUGCGGACCAUGAUUUCGACUCCCCUAGACAUAGUCCGCUAUAAAAAAGGUAGCGUUUCGUUGAUGGUUGACAUGUGCCCGUCACUCGUCGAUCUAUUCAUUGAUGUAAACGACCGCGGAGGAGGAUUUACGAAUGAGGAGUUAUUAGGUUUUCGAGAACUUAAACUAAUAAAAAGUCUUGUAAUUGAGACAUACUUUAUGCCGACAAUCUCUAUUCGUGGCGGAGUAAUUCCUCUUCUACAAGUUCAUGGUCCUACACUAGAAAAGUUAUCUUUAUUAUCGAUGAAAGUAACGAGUGAAGAAUUCUAUCUCAUCAUCGAGUGCUGCCCGAAUAUUUGCCGUUUGCGACUUGCAAUAGAAAAUGCGUAUCUGGAAACUCCCGAACCGGUGUUAGAUUGCGUCUCUUCUUUUCGUUACUCAAAGGAAUUAAUUCCGUUAAGGAUGUUGGAAGAAAUCAUUCUGUCCUCUGACAAUUUUUCUUCGCCAUUCGCCAUUUCACGCAAAUUAUUGCUGUUGCUUUUGUUUUCCCCUUCUCUUACAUUGAUUUCCAUAUGUAAUUGUAUCACUCUUGACGACCAGAUUAUUGAGGAAGCUUGCACUAGAAACAGUUUCAAGUAUUUGACCAGUUUAAGGUUGUACGGUUGUUCUAAUGUGAGCCAGAAAGGCAUCGAUUUUUUCAUGAACGAAACGAAUCCUUUGUCCGGAAUUUCUGUGCAGAAAUGUGGAAAUGUGAAUCUUGAGCAUAUGAAAACCAUGGCUCAAGAGAAGCAUUGGAAUCAGGUAAACAUUUAUAUGUGGUGAUCGGAUGCACAUACGAUACACAUGCGAUCCAACAUUCCUUAAGCUCUAAAGACCGAAUCCUGUUCGAACAUUUUCUCGUUUUCAUAUAUGCUUUCACAAAAUUUCCACUUAAAAAGGAAAAGAAUAUUGUAUUUACCCACAUGCUGUUUUUCUGUGAUAAACAAGAAUUAUCUAAAAAAAUUCAUUAACAUCUAUGUUUCAAUUUAACGAUCAAACUUUUUUCAACAAAUUUUAGUAUUUAUUUUAGAGGUUUAAAUUCAGGGAUGGCUACAGCUACACUACAUUCCGAUAAGCUAAAUAAAUCUUAUUUUGUUUUUGUAUAUUAAUUUAGGACAUCAUUUUCAUUAACUUGUUGUAAGUUCGCUUAAAUGUCCGUUGUAAUUUGGUCAAACUAAUUUUCUCUUCCUUCAAGGUGAUGUUAGAAAUAUUGG
Messenger RNA from Daphnia pulicaria, 2693 nucleotides. RefSeq lists its product as uncharacterized. Gene Ontology annotation, biological process: SCF-dependent proteasomal ubiquitin-dependent protein catabolic process. The transcript has 7 exons. The record is from RefSeq and is a predicted model, not a curated record. Gene Ontology annotation, cellular component: SCF ubiquitin ligase complex. The coding region runs from base 646 to 2262 and encodes 538 amino acids. Lineage: Eukaryota; Metazoa; Arthropoda; Branchiopoda; Diplostraca; Daphniidae.